AUGGCCGAAACGGCGCUUCUGAAAUAUAUACAGGGAAUCAGCUUCCCCACGGAAGUUCUCGCGAAGUGCCAGAAAUUACAGAAAUCCAGCAAGAUAUACCUAUUCAACCCUAUGCUCGACGAAGAUGGGAUCAUACGUUGCAGAUCGCGUUUGGAAAAAUCCGGCGACCUGUCUUUCGGGGAGAAAUUCCCAAUACUCUUAGACGGGAGAAACCAUUUCGUUCGCCUGCUAAUAGCCUGGAUUCACGAGACUAAGUGCAAACAUGCUCAAGGCAUUUCCACGAACCUACAUCACGUUCGAACUGAGUUUCUCAUCCUUAGAGCCAGGAGCUCAAUUAACAAAGUCCUCAGAGGCUGUAAAGUAUGUGCGAGGUUCCGAGCGAAGGCAGGCGCGGAGGUGACACCCCCCUUGCCGGCUUUCCGCAUUGAGGAAACCCCGCCAUUCAGUGUUACCGGCAUCGACUUUGCGGGGCCUAUCACAGUGAGAGACAAUCAAGGCAAUAAAUUCAAGAGCUACAUAGCUCUAUUCGUGUGCCCAGUCUCCAGAGCCAUUCACCUCGAGUUGACGCCCGAUCUCACAACAUUCGAAUUCCUCUUAGUCCUGCGGAAAUUCAUCAGUAGGUUCCCUUCAGUGACGAGGAUAAUGUCAGAUAACGCGGCGACCUUCAAGCGCGCGGAGAAAGAGUUAGAGAUGGCAUACCGAAACGCAGCAGAACCGGAGAUCCAACACUACCUGGCGAAAGCGAAAAUCGAGUGGGAGUUUAUUACCGACAGAGCCCCAGUACAGGGUGCUUUCUGGGAAAGGAUGGUUCAGCUCGUCAAGAAACCUCUCAGGAAAGUUCUGGGCACCAAUGUUCCCCGAUUCAGGGAGCUCGAAUCAAUUCUCGCGGAGAUAGAACUCUGCAUAAACCUGCGGCCGAUUUCGGCACUGCCAUCCGAGUUUUGCGACAUCCGAGCUUUAUGCCCUAUGGACUUAGUCUAUGGCUACCACGCAAAAGCACGCUUUCCCGACUCCUCAAAGAUGAGGAUGCCGGAUCAAGGGGCCGCACAAGCGAUAAUUCUCACCAAAGCUUGGAGACGUCAACAGACCGUGUUGAACGCGUUCUGGAAAAGAUUUCAAUCCGAGUAUUUACAACAACUUAGAUCAGCUCAUGAGAGUAAGCCAGGGGAGACCCGUUCGCUCAGGGUCGGAGAUGUUUGUAUCCUUGCGGAUCCGAGCCCUUCGAGAAGCUUCUGGCCUCUCUGUAAAAUCGUCGACGUGUUCGGUGGGCAAAGAACCGAUCUACGACAGAGAUCUUGCAUGAUCCAAUUCGGUAACGGAAAAAUCGUCAAACGACCGAUAUCCAUGAUUUACCCGCUGGGUUUCAGUGAAAACUAA
Molecule: messenger RNA, 1377 nt
Organism: Galendromus occidentalis (western predatory mite)
Lineage: Eukaryota; Metazoa; Arthropoda; Arachnida; Mesostigmata; Phytoseiidae
Exons: 1
Coding region: 1-1377 (458 amino acids)
Biological process (GO): DNA integration
Molecular function (GO): nucleic acid binding
Source: RefSeq, a predicted model, not a curated record